This is a messenger RNA of Musa acuminata AAA Group (dessert banana), 1720 nucleotides long. Its product is annotated as serine carboxypeptidase-like 51. Bases 85 to 1464 code for a protein of 459 amino acids. The record is from RefSeq and is a predicted model, not a curated record. Gene Ontology annotation, molecular function: serine-type carboxypeptidase activity. Gene Ontology annotation, biological process: proteolysis. The transcript is spliced from 13 exons. Lineage: Eukaryota; Viridiplantae; Streptophyta; Magnoliopsida; Zingiberales; Musaceae.
GAGUUCUCGAUACCUUCUUCGUUGCUCUCUACGUAGUUUGUUGGUUUGGUGGAUCUCAUCGACUCAUUAACACUCUUCUUCUUUAUGAUGGCGAAGUCUUCCUCUGCUGUUUCUACUCAACUGCUGCUUCUCCUGUGCUGUUCUCUUCUCUCUUUCGAGCUCGCCAUCGCCGCUGGCACUGCCGAUGGAUCUGAGAAUUGGGGUUACGUCGAAGUCCGACCGAAGGCGCGCAUGUUCUGGUGGCACUACCGGAGCCCGCAAAGAGUCGACGGUGGCUCCACUCCGUGGCCGACAGUGCUGUGGUUGCAGGGUGGACCCGGAGGCUCUGGUGUGGCGAUUGGCAAUUUCCAAGAGAUCGGGCCAUUGGACACGGAUUUGAAGCCUCGGAAUUCGACAUGGCUGCACAAGGCAGACCUUCUGUUUGUCGACAAUCCGGUAGGAACAGGAUUCAGCUAUGUGGAGGACGAGAGCCUCCUCGUGAAGACCGAUGUGGAGGCAGCAGUCGACUUGACUACCCUUCUCAAGAAGCUCUACGGCCAGAACAAGUCAUGGCAGAAGAGCCCACUCUUCAUCGUGGCAGAGUCUUAUGGAGGGAAGUUUGCGGCGACCGUCAGCUUGUCGAUCCACAAAGCCAUUAAAGCCGGCGAAUUGAAGCUCAAGCUUGGAGGUGUUGCUUUGGCUGAUAGCUGGAUGUCACCAGAAGAUUAUGUGUUCUCCUGGGGACCUCUGCUUCGAGAUGUCUCAAGGCUUGACGUUCGAGAUGCAGAGAAAUCAAACGUUAUUGCUGAAAGGAUCAGACAAGAGAUUAAGGAAGGUCGAAAUGUUGACGCGACGAACUCAUGGAGACAGCUGGAGGGCUUCAUCAGUUCUGCCAGUAAUGAUGUUGAUUUCUAUAAUUUCUUAUUGGAUACGGCGAGUGAUCCUCUGUUGAAGACGGAGGUCCAGGAAUCAAGGAAGCUGACAAUGGAGACAUAUGCAACAUAUCUGAGCUCCAAGGCUGCCACCUCCGCUGUUGAUACUUCAAGCUUCAUGAAUGGUGUCAUCAGAGAAAAGCUGAAGAUAAUUCCAAAAAGUGUGAGCUGGGGAGGACAGUCCGGUCUUGUGUUUGAUUCUCUUUCGAAUGAUUUCAUGAAGCCAAGAAUCAAGGAGGUUGAUGAGCUUCUUUCCCUGGGAAUCAAUGUCACCAUCUACAAUGGACAAGUUGAUCUGAUUUGUUCAACCAAGGGCACUGAGGCAUGGGUUCAGAAGCUGAAAUGGAAGGGGCUAAAGCAAUUCAACAGCAUGGAUAGAAAGCCUUUAUAUUGCCAUGGUGGGGAACAGAUCACCAAGGGUUUCCUCAAGUCUUAUCAGAACUUGCAUUUCUAUUGGAUCCUUGGAGCUGGACAUUUUGUACCGGUGGACCAGCCUUGCAUUUCACUGCAGAUGAUUGCUGCCAUCACCCACUCUCCUGCUGUUUCUUCCUAGAAGAUGAAAAAUGUUUGCUGGUUCACAUGGGAGGAGGAAUAAAGGAAGGAAUGCUAAUACAAAAACAGCAUCCAUGGCAAGCAGAAAGUUCCUAUCCAUUCCGUGGUGCAUCUUCAUUUCAUGUUGCUUUAGUGGAAGAAGGGGAAGCAAAAAGAGGAGCUGUUUGAAUCGAAUUGUCAAUCAAUGUUUUGGUGGGUCUGAGUCUGUACAUUUGGACGAAUACCAAAUGGAAAUAAAAUACAAUAAAUGUGGGAGG